Babesia bovis T2Bo is the source of this 1276-nucleotide messenger RNA. RefSeq names its product putative integral membrane protein. Bases 143 to 1276 code for a protein of 377 amino acids. The transcript has a single exon. Lineage: Eukaryota; Apicomplexa; Aconoidasida; Piroplasmida; Babesiidae. The record is from RefSeq and is a predicted model, not a curated record.
CCUCAUCUUGACUAACCCAUUCCUCCAUAACGACAUCGCUACUAUCGGGUACUAUUGGGUACCAUCCCGGUACUACCAUGGAAUCCCAGUAUUAUAUGAUUAUAUCGCUACUACUGACUACUACCCAUUGGAUUCCUAUCGCAUGAUGGAUACUACUACCUGUAGUACUGUAGUACUGGUGCUCCUGUGGCUAUCCCUGUGCUGCAAUACAUUCGGUUUGUUUCUGGCCAUUAUACGCGAAUACAGCUCUCCUGAAGUACUGUACAGUACCAAUACACUAUCCACUCUACUGAUCGGAGUAUGUCUAUGGCAAUGUAAGAAGGCUGGGUACCUAGUACAACCAAUGACCUGGUACCAUUGGGUACUACUAGUUCUACUACUAUUACUACAGGUAGUGGCAGUUGUCUUGGAGCAAAAUGGCUGGGGUCUGUUUGCUAAUUUAUCCAUCACAUCGACAUAUCCCAUUUACGGUGUUGCAGUGGUACUGCUGGGUAUACUCGCCGGUACCCUAUACUGCGGCUGGAAGUGUAACCUGUUCUGUAGACCAUGUUGCAAAAGUCAGUAUGUUUGCUAUGGUAGUGCCAUAGUGGUAGUGCUAGCAGUGCUCGUGGUACUGGCUGUCACAGCAUCACUGCCAAAGAUUCCUGGAAGCGACGAUGACGAGGGUGAGCAAAUUGAUCAAAGUGAAGGGGAAACCAAGAUGCACACUAUUGGUUGCCUUGGUAAAGUGAUAUUACCCAUUACACAGUGCUAUACCAUGGCAGUGCUAUGGAUUACUAUACUAAGGUUACCAUAUACACUUCCACAACUGGUAACCAUUUUGGCAUCGGCACUGGCACUCACUUCCAUAUUGCCAUUGAUAGUUAUGUGCAGUAUUGAGCGUUUCGACAGUGCUACAGCAUACCCCCUCCUAGCAGUCCACCUACUGUCCCUCGGAAUUACCUGGUACUGUGUGGAGUAUAAAAAGGUGUUCCACUGGUCCAAGGAUUACAUGUGCUUCGGGGUACUAGGAAUAACGGUGAUACUGCUGGCAUUGGUAGACAUAGUAAUAGUGAUUUAUAUUGCAAAUUAUCCCCAAUUCAUCUCUGAAAUUAAAGGUAUGGAAUUUACCCUUCUGGGCUACUCAUUUCUACUGAUGGUACCUACAUUCUGGUAUGCAUACCGAUGCGGUCUACUUACAUGGAGAUGGAAUUCUUGUCUCCCCAAGAAAAAGGAUUUCAAGGCUCCUGACACUGCUGAUAACACUACCACAGACAGUGGUAUAGCAAAGGAAUAG